AUGUCAACCAUAUCGACAUCCGCCGUCUUGCAUAGGAGCUUGAAAUGCGAGUUUCCUCGAAUAACUGGUGGCGAGGGGAGCUAUGUUAUCCUCGAAGACGGGCGUAGGAUUUUCGACGCUUCCGGUGGCGCCGCAGUUGCGUGCAUAGGACACGGCAAUACGCGAGUUCACAAUGCUAUCAUUGCUCAAUUGAACCAGAUAUCGUAUUGUUCAACGGUGUUUUACACGACAGAAGCAUGCGAGAGACUUUGCCAGGAGCUGGUUGCCUCCACACAUGGCAUAAUGAAGCGUGCAUAUAUAGUCAACUCCGGCUCGGAGGCAAUGGAAGCUGCGAUGAAGCUAGCAAGACAGUAUUAUCUUGAAAAAGUGCCACCUGAGCCUAGCCGAAUGCGGUUCAUAGCUCGGGAACACUCAUAUCAUGGGAUAACUUUAGGCUCUCUCUCCCUUGGUGGUCAUGUUAUGCGACGGGAAAAGUUCGAGCCGAUGCUCCUCGAUUGUGUUUCUCGAGUGUCACGCUGCUUCCCUUUUAGAGACAAACGUGCGCAAGAAUCCGACUCGGACUAUGUGGUGAGGCUCGCAGACGAGCUUGACAAGGAAUUCCUGAGGGUUGGUGCCGAAACUGUGUGCGCAUUCGUAGCAGAGCCGAUUGUGGGAGCAGCUCUUGGUUGUGUGCCUUUCCUUCCUGGGUAUUUGAAAGCGAUGAAAGCAGUGUGUGAGAAACACGGUGCCCUCUUCAUCCUCGACGAAGUUAUGUGCGGAAUGGGCCGUUCAGGAACUUACCAUGCUUGGGAACAAGACGACAACGCUGCGCCUGAUAUUCAGACUCUCGGGAAGUGCUUAGGUGGAGGCUACCAGCCAAUCGCUGGGGUUUUGGCGAGCAAACGAGUGAUAGAAGCUUUCGAAGCCGGUACCGGGAGCUUUGUCCACGGCCAGACGUACCAGGCACAUCCAGUCACGUGUGCCGCCGCACUCGAAGUCCAAAAGAUCAUACGCGAAGAAAAUCUAGUUCAGAACGUGUCGAAGAUGGGUAAACUACUAUCAGCAAGGCUGAAAGACCUGCUUGCCAGUCACCCACAUGUAGGUGAUAUUCGCGGUAAGGGUCUAUUUUGGGGCAUUGAAUUCGUGAAGAAUAAGACGACGAACGAGCCAUUUCAUAGCUCUUUAGGGGUGGCUUUUGGAAUAGCCGAGCUGGGAAUAACGAAGCCCUACUGCAUCGCCGUAUACCCCUCGUCCGGGACAGCCGACGGUAUAAACGGAGACCACAUCAUCGUCUCCCCUCCGUACAACAUAUCGCCAGCUGAUGUUGAGAUCAUUGCGACCACUGUGCAAAGACUCCUAGAACUAAUCAUGGCAGUUGGCUUGAGCAACGGCCGUCACACGGCCGACGAGGAGGCACGAGCCGAAGUCGACGUGCUGAAUUCGCGCCUCGAGAAGACCACACAGCUUACCAAGAAGAUCCAGGCUUGUUUAACUAGGCUGGAGACCACCGGCAAGAGCGUCCGCGACGUAUCGGGCCCCCUCAACGGCGAGACCAAAAGACUCCAAACCCUAGGCAACAACAUUGAUGCAGUUAUAGCAUCCAUAGAGAAGCUGCGACAGCCCGCCGAUUCCAAGGAUGACGAAGAAAAUAUCAUCCGCCAAGGGCCGGAGAAAGCGGGCUUGUCCAAUUACCUCAACUCGAUCAAGCGUCUAAAUAAAGCCCUCGAGAAUAUGCAAACCUCGAAUCUACGCGCCAACCAACAAACGAUAAGCGACCUCCAACGUUUAGUCAAGAACGGAAAUACCCAGCUCGAGAAUUCUUUCGACAAGUUGCUUCGAGCUGAAACACCGCGAUCUAUUGAGCCCCUACAUUAUAUCACUAAGGACAGACCCUUUCCCUUACUGUCCCAAGACACGAUAUCCAAACUCAGCCUUAUGAAUUCAUACGUUUCGGGCAACAGUUCGUCCGAAAAUUCGCUAGUAAAAAUAUAUUCUGAAGCGCGGGGUGCGUAUUUGUCACAGACCUUGGUGAAUCUCGCUUAUGCGAGCGUCAACACGGCCAAGAAGAAGAGCCCCGAUGCUAUCUAUCGGUCAGGCACCAAUGGCAUCGGAAUGUAUGCUCAGGCUUUUGAGGGACUCUUCGUUGCUGAAUAUGAGAACAUAUGUAAUAUUUUCAUGAGGCAGGACUGGGGUCCAGCCUUCCAGACCACUUGCCAGGCCCCCUUGGCGGAAUUAGCAAGAACUCUCCGGGAGUUAAAUAAUCACAUUAAGGCUCAUCUCAGUACAGACUGUUACCUAGCUUACGAGGUGACCGAGAUAAUGUCUAGUCUGUCCAACAACCUCGACGCCAGGACAGGCGAACUGAAAGCGACCCUAGCCGCAGCGCUUAAACCAGUACGCGAGACGGCCAAGAUGUCGCUGGCUGAGCUGUUAGAUGAUACGAGGCGCAAGGUCAGCUCCAUACAGGCUCUACCAACUGAUGGUUCGCCAAUUCCCGUGGUAUCCGAGACGAUGCAACGUCUACAAACCAUGGUCGACUUCUUGCGCCCAAUUUCUAGCAUUAUGAUUUCAUUGGGCGAUGGUGGAUGGAAGUCAACUACUCCGUCAAAUACGAGCACGGAUGCGAUACCUAGUUUAGCAUCUUUCGAUAUUGGUGCAGACGGGAAAGAGAUAUUUGCGCAUUAUUGUACUGAUACGAUAGAUUUACUGAUGUCGGCUCUCGAACAGAAAGCCAGACUGCUCUUGAAAGCUAAGUCCGUACUGGGGGUAUUCUUGGCCAAUAACAUCACCAUAAUUGAGCGGAUGAUCCGAGAUUCCGACCUGAAACCCCUUCUAGAAGGUCGGCUUUCUGGGCUAGACAGUUGGCGCAAGAAGGCAAAAGCUCUCUAUUCCGACGCCUGCAAAGAAGUAUCCAUACACCUUUUCGACGUCAUUCAUACCAAUCGCACGCAACGGCCACCUUCGGGCUCGAAUGAGUCUGCCUCGAUCGUUAAGGCGCUGAGUAGCAAAGACAAAGAUGCUAUCAAAACCAAAUUUCAGACAUUUAACACUAGUUUUGAUGAGCUGGUGGCCCGUCAUAAAUCAUACAGCAUGGAGCGAGAGGUACGGCAGAUGUUCGCCAAAGACAUUCAACAGAUGCUGGAGCCCCUCUAUAACCGCUUCUGGGACCGCUACCACGAGAUCGACAAAGGCAGGGGCAAAUACACCAAAUACGAUAAAUCAUCGAUUGCCGUCGUUUUUCUCAGCCUUUAUUGA
Molecule: messenger RNA, 3234 nt
Organism: Xylaria bambusicola
Lineage: Eukaryota; Fungi; Ascomycota; Sordariomycetes; Xylariales; Xylariaceae
Product: exocyst complex protein exo70
Exons: 6
Coding region: 1-3234 (1077 amino acids)
Biological process (GO): exocytosis
Cellular component (GO): exocyst; cytosol
Molecular function (GO): phosphatidylinositol-4,5-bisphosphate binding; pyridoxal phosphate binding; transaminase activity
Source: RefSeq, a predicted model, not a curated record